Molecule: messenger RNA, 1820 nt
Organism: Coffea arabica (coffee)
Lineage: Eukaryota; Viridiplantae; Streptophyta; Magnoliopsida; Gentianales; Rubiaceae
Product: ribulose bisphosphate carboxylase/oxygenase activase, chloroplastic-like
Molecular function (GO): ATP hydrolysis activity; ATP binding
Source: RefSeq, a predicted model, not a curated record
AUAGCGAAAUUUGAAAGGCCAGAAUUAGUCGGAGCUCAAUCUGCAAACGUCUCCGAUGGCUCUCUUCUUCAAAUCCGACCUAUUUUCCCCCCUCGGCCUCGCUUCUCUUUCUUUCCGAUUCCCAACUUCUUCUUCCUCACUCUUCGAUUCCCGAAUCAUUCCAGCAACUAAAUUGUCCACCAAACAAACCGCAAUCGCCUGUUCUUCACUCAAUUCCGGGAAUGACGAAAACUUCCAAGACUCCUCCAAUUCCAACGGAUCAUUGAAUAACCGAAGAUUAUCCAAACAGUCCUCUUGGGAAGCCAAAGACGAGGAAGGCAACGAUUACCUUUACACGCUGGGUAAAGAGUCGGAUAAUAUGAACAUUGCUGUUGGAGCUAGAGCUGGCAUCAUCGAUGACCUCUUCGCCGGCAAUUUCCUUGGGAAAGAUUCUGAUAUUGUGUUCGAUUACAGACAGAAAGCUACAAGGUCGUUUGAAUAUCUGCAAGGCGAUUAUUACAUUGCGCCGCUCUUUAUGGAUAAAGUUGUGUGCCAUAUCGCGAAGAACUACCUUGCUCAUCUGCUCAAUACGAAAGUACCACUCAUCCUAGGCAUUUGGGGUGGAAAAGGGCAAGGGAAGUCAUUUCAAACUGAACUCAUUUUCCGGGCCAUGGGAGUUGAACCUAUUAUCAUGUCUGCUGGUGAACUGGAAUCAGAAAGAGCUGGAGAACCAGGAAAAUUGAUACGUGAACGGUAUAGAACUGCUUCUCAAGUGGUUCAGAACCAAGGGAAAAUGAGUUGCUUGGUUAUCAAUGACAUUGAUGCUGGUCUUGGAAGAUUUGGUAAUACCCAAAUGACUGUCAAUAAUCAGAUUGUUGUUGGGACACUGAUGAAUUUGUCUGAUAACCCUACGAAGGUAAGUAUUGGGCAAGUCUGGAAAGAAUCAGAUGUUACAAAGAGGAUCCCUAUUAUUGUUACCGGAAAUGAUUUUUCAACAAUAUAUGCGCCGUUGAUUCGAGAUGGAAGGAUGGAAAAAUUUUACUGGCAGCCCACCCAUGAAGAUAUUCUGAAUAUUGUUCACAGGAUGUAUGAGAAAGAUGGCAUGUCAAGGGAUGAAGUUGGAGAGAUAGUGAAAUCAUUUCCUAAUCAAGCCUUGGAUUUUUAUGGAGCUUUGAGAUCUCGAACAUAUGACCGGUCAAUCUUAAAGUGGGUUGAGGAUGGUGGAGGGGCCGACAACUUGGGCAAAAGACUUUUGAAGCAAAAAAAGGAUGGAAAACUUCCAGUUUUUACUCCGCCAAAGCAAACCAUAGAAGCUUUACUGGAAUCAGGGCAUUCUCUUGUCAAAGAACAAAGGCUGAUAAUGGAGACAAAGCUUUCAAAGGAAUACAUGAAGAAUAUUGAUGACUAACCGCCUGACAGACCCAUGGUGAUUUUGAAAGAACGAGCACUGCUAUUGGAAGAUCAAACGUCGUUAUCCAAUACUCAAGAAAAGGUGGGCUAUCAAUUAGAUGACAGCUGAUCAUGACGACUGGAUACACGAAUGCGACUGAGAUUUCUCAUUUGUCGUCGUUAUGAGCAGUGGAAUUUCGAUUAAGCACUGGAAAGUGUAGGUAUCAACCUAGUGUGGUUCUGAUUCAUCUAAGUGUUUGCUUAUUUAAAAUAGCCAAGUCGGAGGAGGGGUCUCUGUCUCUCCCUCGAAGGCAUAAUGCAAAGCAAUACCCUACCUGUUGAUACGCUUUUAUGAUGCAAGGUAAUAACAACGCCACAUUCAGUCCAUAUAACGAAAAAUAUGGACAUAGAUUCUCAAUCAUUACGUAUAUUCUAUUCUUGAAUAAUGCUAA